Messenger RNA from Caenorhabditis auriculariae, 2177 nucleotides. Lineage: Eukaryota; Metazoa; Nematoda; Chromadorea; Rhabditida; Rhabditidae. The record is from the annotation of a GenBank genome assembly.
AUGCGACCGGAAGUACUUGGCGAGAAGCCAACCUUGCCCAACACCUCAGAAUCGGAGAAAAAACAGUUGCCCCAGGAAGAAUCGGACGAGUUGAACGCGUUUGAACAGGUCAAGGUGAGCAGGAAAUGUAAACAUGAACCGAAGAAUAAUUCCGGAAGCGCAUUUUCCUGUUUAUCAUAUACUUAGAAACUCUAGAGUGGUCCCUAUAGGGGCAACCUUAUGCCGCGCGUUCAAAGCGAUUUCGCAAGAUUCGAAAUAGACGUUAGAGAAAGAAAAAUAUAACUAAUCUUUGGAGAGUCAGAGAUCAUUUCACAUUUCGCGGAAAUUUGGGGGCCCCUCUAGGGAUAACUUUACCAACCUGUUUAAGGGCCACUAAAGCUUGCAAAAGUGGUCCCUAUAGGAGUUUUAGUUAGUGGCCUCUAUAGGUGACGUCCUAGUCGAUAAUUUUUGUAAACUAUAAGCAUUUUCAUGCGAAAAACUGAAUAAAUACACUUUUUUUGAAUAAAAUUGAAAGACCCCUAUAGGGACCGCUUUUUCGGGCCCUAUAGGGGCUGUUUAUUCCCUUAAACCCUAUUGGGACCACUCUGGAAAUCCUAAGUAGGUUAUAAGUUUCCGAAGUCGGCUUAAAAAAAAAUUGGAAUACUAGAAAGUUUCAGGUCUAAAAAAUGGGUUGUCUGUUGAACAAAUGAUUUUUGACAAUUUUCGGUGCUACGACAAGAGCGAGUUUUCCAUUUGCGAGCAGUACUGUAUGCGGCAAAGCGCAUUGCGUGCAUGCACUCUGCGUGUUUACACUUUUUGUGGCGUGACGUCAUCGCGCCGUACAUCUGCGGGUUUUUGCUUGCGGGUUUUUCGGAUUUUUUUGAAUUUUUUUCCGGCUUAUUUAUUUUUUCGAAACAAAAAGAACUUUUUUUAAUUGAUGAAAACUCUGUUUGACAUGGGGGCAGCUUAGGAAAAUGUUUCUUUAUAGAUAGCUAUUAGGUCAACUCCACAAAUAUAGAAAAAGAAGUAAGCUAAUAUUGAUAUUUCAAAGAGGAAAAUAUCAAAAAAAUUGCAUCAUAACAAAUACCAGUAAUUGAAAUAAGUUAUAUCAAAAAAAUAAGAAAAAUAAGAAAAUAACAAAUUUUUACAGAACCACCAUAUCAAACAAAAAGUCAUUUUUCCCAGAAAAAUUUUCAAGAUAUUUUUAAAUGUACAUUGAGAGAUUUGAAGGGACUUGUCAGAAAUUUUACGAAAAUUGGUUUCUUGUACAAUGCCGGUGUUGAGGGUGGAGGAGCAGGGACAUCUUUUUUUCGCCAAAACUUCCUUUGUGAUUUCUUGUUGCUUUAAAAUUGAGUCGAAAAACAAUGGCGUUAACAUAAUCGUCACUUUCCAUCCUGAAUUUCAUUCAUAGCACCACUUUUUUUCAUUUCAAAAUCUGAACGAGAGAAAAAAAUAUGAGAAGAAGAAGAACACGAAGAUUUUUUGAGGACAAAAAGGAGCCUUCUUAUGAGGUAAAAAAGAAGUUUUCUUUUUGUUCCGAAAAUAUUCGCACAAUCAAAACCAAACCGGAAAAAAAAUCCAAAAAAAAAUUCCGAAAAAAACAUUGAAAAAAAAAACCCGCAAGCAAAAAACCCGCAGAUGUACGGCGCGAUGACGUCACGCCACAAAAGUGUAAACACGCAGAGUGCAUGCACGCAAUGCGCUUUGCCGCAUACAGUACUGCUCGCAAAUGGAAAACUCGCUCUUGUCGUAGCACCCAAUUUUCCGAUUUUAAGGGGACCUUUUUUUUUAUUAAAAGACAGUUUUUCUUGUAGAACACGGAGAUUAACCUGUAGUAAAAUGAAAAAAGGCGAUCUAGGUCCUCAGGAGCCAGUGGGGAAUAGAGUUGAGGUUUAAAAGGAAAAAGAAACAUAUGAUCAAGUAGAACCUCUUGGUUGGGCCACCGCGGGGAUCGAACCUGCGACCCUGUGCACCGUAGACAAACACAAAACCGGUUGCGCUACGACGCGCCGCUCAUCCCUUUUUCUGAAAAAAGAUAUUGAUGUUCCCAGACGACGGAGAUCGACGCCGAAGAGACGGGACUCCUGCGCCAGGCCUUCAUGCUCAACCCGUCACAGACCAUCUACGAUUACGUGACUUCCCAUGAGGCUGAGCUCGUCGAUUUCGUCCGAUGUGAACUCGAUAAGAACGAGAAUUGA